AUGGACCCCCAGAAACAGCUUCAGGCACUCUCAGAUGAGUUCCAAGGACUCCAGACUGAACUCGAGGGUUUGGUAGACGCACGCCAGAAGCUUGAAUCGCAGCAGCAAGAGAACGAAGGCGUGCAAACCGAGUUUGCCGGCUUGGAUGAAGAAUCCAACAUCUACAAGCUUGUCGGCCCGGUGCUGCUGAAGCAGGAUAAGACUGAGGCGACCAUGGCCGUCAACAGUCGACUGGAGUUCAUUGAAAAGGAAAUCAAGCGAAUUGAAAGUGAGAUUGAUGCAACACAGGAGAAGAGCGAGAAAAAGCGCACAGAGAUCAUACAAUUGCAGAGCCAGGUUCCAGCCUCUGCAUAA
Messenger RNA from Penicillium soppii, 354 nucleotides. RefSeq names its product tubulin-binding prefolding complex subunit YKE2. NCBI's taxonomy places the organism in Eukaryota, Fungi, Ascomycota, Eurotiomycetes, Eurotiales, Aspergillaceae. Gene Ontology annotation, molecular function: protein-folding chaperone binding. The transcript is spliced from 4 exons. Gene Ontology annotation, biological process: chaperone-mediated protein complex assembly; protein folding. The record is from RefSeq and is a predicted model, not a curated record. Gene Ontology annotation, cellular component: prefoldin complex; cytoplasm. The coding region runs from base 1 to 354 and encodes 117 amino acids.